Molecule: messenger RNA, 1693 nt
Organism: Coffea eugenioides
Lineage: Eukaryota; Viridiplantae; Streptophyta; Magnoliopsida; Gentianales; Rubiaceae
Product: bifunctional riboflavin kinase/FMN phosphatase
Exons: 11
Coding region: 274-1431 (385 amino acids)
Biological process (GO): riboflavin biosynthetic process; FMN biosynthetic process
Molecular function (GO): riboflavin kinase activity
Source: RefSeq, a predicted model, not a curated record
GGUACAUAUAUAAACGACGCAGCGGCAGGAAGCUUUUGAAUAACGCAGCAGCACCAAGCUCAAGUGCCAAACUUCACUGCUAAACUCCUGCUCCUGCUCCGCUAGCCUCGUACUUUCUUUGCCCUCCUCCACACGAAAAAAACUUUCUGGGUCGGAUUAUUCGUAAAUUUCUCUUGUCCUCCUGAACACUGAGCCCUUGAGGCAAAUUGAAGUUUGCUGUUGACAAGACGAUUAGGAGAAAUAAUUAUUUGACGUUGGUACAUACCUGUUCCUAUGUCAAUGGCAAGAACUCUAAGGAAGCUAGUAUUAGGUGUCAUUCUGGAUUUGGACGGUACACUUCUAAACACAGAUGGAAUUGUAAAUGAUAUCUUAAAAGUUCACCUGGUUAAGUACGGGAAGCAAUGGGAUGCGAGAAAUGCUCAUAGGAUAGCAGGAAAGACACCUCUGGAGGCUGCUGCUGCAGUUGUAGAAGAUUAUGAGCUUCCAAUGUCACCUGAUGUAUUUCUUGCUGAAAUUAAUCCAACAUUCUCUGAGCAGUGGUGCAAUAUUAAAGCUCAACCCGGUGCAAACCGGUUAAUCAAUCAUUUAAGGGGUCAUGGUGUGCCAAUGGCAUUGGCCUCAAAUUCACCACUGGAAAAUGUAGAAACUAAAAUUUUUUAUCAUCAAGGCUGGAAGGAAUCCUUCUCUGCCAUUAUAGGAGGUGAUGAAGUUACAAAUGGAAAGCCAUCUCCUGAUAUAUUUCUUGAAGCAGCUAGGAGGCUCAACAUAGAUCCAUCCAGCUGCCUCGUUAUUGAAGAUUCUCUACCAGGCAUUACAGCUGGUAAGGCUGCUGGAAUGAAUGUGGUUGCUGUACCAUCAAUCCCAAAACACUCCCAUCUCUACACUUCGGCAGAUGAGGUGAUUAAUUCUCUUUUAGAUCUGCAGCUGGAAAAGUGGAGCCUACCUGCAUUCCAAGAUUGGGUAGAAGGGACUUUACCAAUUAACCCUUGGCAUAUUGGAGGCCCUGUCAUUAAGGGAUUUGGGCGUGGAUCAAAGGUGUUGGGAAUUCCUACAGCAAAUAUAUCCACAGAGGGCUAUCUGGAUCUCCUUUCGGAACAUCCCUCUGGUGUAUACCAUGGGUGGGCGGGAUUACCAACUCGAGGUGUUUUCAAGAUGGUCAUGAGCAUUGGUUGGAAUCCAUAUUUUAACAAUGCUGAGAAAACUAUAGAACCAUGGUUGCUGCAUGACUUCUCUGAGGAUUUCUAUGGUGAGGAAUUGCAUUUAGUAAUUGUUGGAUAUAUUCGGCCUGAGGCCAAUUUUCCAUCUCUUGAGAGCUUGGUGGCAAAAAUUUACGAGGACAGAGAAAUUGCGGAGAGAGCUCUUGAUCUUCCCCAGUAUUCAAAGUACAAGGAUGAUCCUUACUUGACGAGCCUUUCUCCUAGCAACAACUAAUGAUUCAAUUACUUGUGCCGAUAAUUAUACAAUAGCAUUAUGAUUUCAUAUGACAACAUUGGCUGGGCAGGUCACUCUUGAGGGAUGACUGCAUUUUUUGACUCACUCAAUGUUGCAACAUGGGCAUGUAUAAUCGAGGAGGAUUUCUGUUUUAGGGAUUAUAUCUCUUGAGAAACAAGCAAAACAAUUUCUCCCCCAUUGCUUCAUUUAUGUUUGCAAUCUAGGGAGAGUUAUUCGUUAAUGAGCUCUCCCAUUAGAAUAA